This is a messenger RNA of Saccoglossus kowalevskii, 615 nucleotides long. RefSeq names its product monocarboxylate transporter 3-like. Gene Ontology annotation, molecular function: monocarboxylic acid transmembrane transporter activity. Gene Ontology annotation, biological process: monocarboxylic acid transport; transmembrane transport. The record is from RefSeq and is a predicted model, not a curated record. Lineage: Eukaryota; Metazoa; Hemichordata; Enteropneusta; Harrimaniidae.
AUGUCUUCCUGUUAUGGCGAAGGUCUUUACUAUGGCUGGCUUGUAGUUUUAGCCAGUCAUAUUAUUCAGAUGCUGAUAUCAGGUUGUCUAAUCGGAAUGGGAGUGUUUCUGGUACGGUUAGUCGAUUUUUUUGGAGAGGGUGCUGGGAAGACUGCUACGAUUCAGUCCUUGCAAGCUGGUGUAAUGCUAUGCUCAGGUCCCUUAAUCAGCAUUUUGAAUAAUAAAUUUGGAACUAGACCAUUAGUAGUUAUUGGUGGAGUAUUAUCCAGUGCUGGUAUUUUAUUGAGUACAUUUGCCAAUAGUGUUAAUGUACUUCUCAUAACUCAUGGCGUUGUCGUUGGAUUCGCAUUUGCACUUACUUAUGGACCUGGUAUCGUGAUCGUGGGACAGUAUUUCCACAAACGACACGCACUAGCCAAUGGCAUCGUCUUUGCUGGAUUCGGUGUCGGCAUAAUGGUAUUUCCACCUCUGUAUCAGACGUUAAUUGAUAAAUACGGAUGGAAGGGAGCAAUGACUGUAAUGGCUGGAAUCAAUAUGAAUAUGGUUGUAUGUGGAAUGUUAAUGAGACCACCGCCGAAAUAUAGUACGGAAAACAAACGUGGACGAAAGAAAUGA